Messenger RNA from Alternaria postmessia, 999 nucleotides. RefSeq lists its product as uncharacterized. The transcript is spliced from 4 exons. Gene Ontology annotation, cellular component: cytoplasm. Bases 1 to 999 code for a protein of 332 amino acids. The record is from RefSeq and is a predicted model, not a curated record. Lineage: Eukaryota; Fungi; Ascomycota; Dothideomycetes; Pleosporales; Pleosporaceae.
AUGAGCAUCGGAAGAGUAGCAGCCUCAUGUGUGUGUGGCAAACCUGUAGGCCCCAUCGGAUUUGGAAUGAUGGGCUUGACUUUCCCUCCUCCGUUCCCCCAGUUUGAGCGCGAGCAUCAAACUAGCCUACUGAAAAAGGCAUUGGACCAGGGUGCCAACCUUUGGAAUGGAGGGCUUCACUAUGGCACGCCAGAAUCAAACUCGGUACACUUGCUGCGAUACUACUUCGAGAAGUACCCCCAGGAUGCUGAAAAGGUUGUCCUCAACAUCAAAGGUGCCUACGACCGUUACACCGGACCAGCAGGAAGUCCGGAGGCUAUUCGCGCAUCUGUAGAACAAGCUCUCAAAGGGUUGGGAGGCGCAAAGGCGAUUGACAUAUUCGAGAUGGCCCGUGUCGAUCCCCGCACGCCCAUUGAGACUUCUAUCAAAGCCUUGGCUGAGCUGGUAGAAGAGGGCAAGAUUCGCGGUAUUGGCCUGUCCGAGGUCAACGCGAGUACCAUUCGCAAAGCUCACGCCGUGCAUCCCAUCGCAUCCGUAGAGAUUGAGUUGAGUUUGUUUACACCCGAUCCGCUCCACAAUGGCAUUAUGGAGACAUGCCAUGAACUCGGCAUCCCUGUCAUCGCGUACAGUCCGGUCGGACGAGGCUGGCUUACGGGCAAUUUCAAAAAGAUCGAUGAUCUGUCGCCAAAUGACUUUCGAAUUCAGAUGUUCGACCGCUUCAAGCCUGAAGUUUUCGAUCAAAACUACAAACUUGUCGAAGCCGUUGAGAAGGUCGCCCAUCGCAAAGGCCUCAAGACAUCGCAGGUCGCUAUCGCUUGGGUAGCGCGUCAAGGGGCGAUUCCUAUUCCUGGAUCCACCAAUAUCGAGCGUGCCAUCAUGAACAGCAGACUAUCAGAAUUGACCGACAAAGAUAUGGAAGACCUUUACAAGGCACAACAGACCUUUCCCGUAGCAGGUAAACGAUACGGAGGCGCACACGAGGACCUACUGAACGGUUGA